GUUUGAUUUUAAGUUUCGCUUUUAUUUAUUUUUUUUACGUAUGUGAACAGACACAUUUUUACCACUUUUAUAAUAAAAAGAUUCUCGAAAGGUUCCAGAAAAUAUUGCUUCCAUUAACUUCAGCUAUAUUACUUUUAUUUAUUCAUAUCGUGAAUAACACCGAGAAAUUUUGUACUUUAGAGAUUCGUCUUCACAUUUAUUACCACAGUUAACCAGUCCUCAGAGACAAUAACCAAGCCAAAUGACUUCAUUUAUUAGCAAGUUCCAGUAUAUACAUGAUCAUCAGCAUAUUCCCAGCACAACCAGUGAUUAAACACCCUGAGAAUGUGUUUUAGGGUCCGUAGUAUCUGCUGCUUGUGAUGUCUGAUUUAGGAAACCCAAGUGCGCUUGCAUGCCGUGUGUGUGUGUGUAUGUGUGUGUGUGUGCACUGCAGUGAAUGUGUGUUUGUGUGUUAAGUCUCUCUUUAAGACUCCUGCAGGGUAGAUGGAGAGCUGCAGCUCUUUGGACACGCCCCCCUCGCCUCUGAUUGGCCGCAGACUGCUGCCUCCUUCCCCUCUUUCAUUGGUAUUCAGGUAGUACAGUCUUUGUGGAGGACAGAGGGGAGAGAGAGAGGGCGAGAGGGAGAGAUUUACAGAGCAGAGGUAAAGGCAAUACAAGCACAGCAAGACGGGCGAGCGGAGAGGGACAGACGGGUUGAGGGAAAAAGAGACAGAAAGUGGACCGACUGCAAGCUAAGGGUGAUUCUGAGUUGGAGGGAAGUGGGUGUGAAAGUGCCACAAGGGUCUGUGGGUUCUGGACGGUGAGUGGGACUUUGGAUUUUAACCCAGCUGGAAUCAGCCAAACCCUGGACUGACGGCUCCGCUGUCUUCCCUCACCGGAGGACGUCCUGCGGAUACAAUACUGGCCUUUACUAGCGGGCGUGCGAGGGGUCUCUCUCCCCGCAGACAGACCGACGGACCGCUGGCGUGUGUGUGUGUACGUGUCUCUGCGUGCGAUUUCCCCCUAUGUCCUUCUUUUUGUGGCUGUGUGCGCACCAGGGCCCAGUAUAUGGAUAGAAGCUCUCUGUUUCAGCUCAUACAAGAGCAGCUGGACCCAGAGCAGACUGGUUUUAUAGCAGUGGAAAACUUCACCAGUCUAGCUGAGCACCAUGAGUUACAGCUGGACCCCAGUAAACUGGAGAUGCUGCUGGCGCUGGUACAGAGCAAUGAACACGGACACGUCUGCUACCAGGAACUCAUAGAACUGCUGAACAGUAAACGUUCCAGUAGUUUCCGCCGAGCUAUUGCAAAUGGGCGUCGCACUCUGCAGCGAGAGAUCCUAUUGGAUGAGACGGGGCUGGGCGUGUACAAGCGCUUCGUGCGCUACGUGGCUUAUGAGAUUCUGCCAUGCGAGACGGACCGCCGGUGGUACUUCCAUCAGAGCAGACUCUGCCCUCCUCCUGUGUUCAUGGCCAUCCUUACCAUCGUACAGAUCAUAGUGUUCAUGUGUUACGGCGUGAUGCUCAAUAAAUGGGUGUUGCAAACCUACCAGCCGGAUUUCAUGAAGAGUCCGCUGGUGUAUCAUCCCGGACACCGCGCACAAAUCUGGAGGUUCUUCAGCUAUAUGUUCAUGCAUGUUGGGUUAGAGCAGUUGGGUUUCAAUGCUCUUCUCCAGCUGAUGAUUGGAGUUCCUCUGGAGAUGGUUCAUGGGAUCCUGAGGAUCAGUCUGCUGUAUAUGGCAGGAGUCAUCGCUGGUUCUCUGACGGUGUCCAUCACAGAUAUGCGCGCUCCGGUGGUGGGCGGGUCCGGCGGGGUCUAUGCACUCUGCUCAGCACAUCUCGCCAACGUUGUCAUGAACUGGGCCGGUAUGAAGUGUCCAUACAAAUUGCUACGGAUGAUUCUUGCACUUGUUUGCAUGAGUUCAGAGGUGGGCCGUGCCGUAUGGCUGCGUUUCUCCCCGCCCCUCCCCUCCUCCGGACCGCAGCCCAGCUUCAUGGCUCAUCUGUCGGGCGCAGUGGUGGGCAUCAGCAUGGGGCUGCUGAUCUUGCGGAGCUAUGAGGAGUCUCUGCAUAAACAGUGCUCCUGGUGGUGGGUCCUCAUCUUCUCCUUCAUCACCUUCCUCCUCUUCGCCAUCUUCUGGAACAUUUUCGCUUACGAGCUGCUCGGGGUACAGAUCCCGCCCCCUCCCUGAUGACACGCCCCCCUGUGGUGGCCCCAAAAAGCCACGCCCCCCUGUCCAACACAGGUCCGACCUCAGUCUACUCCACUCGACCAGCAGUGGAGACACGGACGUAAAAACCGGAAGGAAGGAUUUCAGCGGUGUGAAACGAUAACACAUACUCACAUUCCAUACAGAAGCAGCGAACACAAACAGCGUGGUAUUUAUAAUGAACACUCGGAGGCAGCUCAAGGGUCCGGCGAGCUUAUCUGAACAGACCGUCAGUACGCCGUACACUAGAAACACACACACACACACGUACAUCAGAUUUGUUGUGUAUUUCAGCCCGAGGCUCCUUCAUGAUGCCUCUCUGUAUUGUUUUGAUUUGUCAGCCUCAUCUAAGCCUGUUAUUCAUUACAGAUAGCAUCUGUAGUAGAUGAAACACCGUCACUUGAACCGGGAAUCUCGCUGGCUAAAAACAAAGCCUUAACGCUUGGAGACACGGCGAGGUAGUCCUCAGUGAGGUGGGGGGGUGAUGUCAUUUGAUGCUGUUUGUUUUUGGAUAAUUACGGAUUCGGUGAAAGGAGGUAAAACUUGUUUCGAAGGGUAGAAAGUAUGUUUCUGAAGCUGUUUCUUGCUUUACUUUGUUCACAUAAACAGAAACAUUAGCUCUGUUCCAAAUCAUAGUGGGCUUUCUGUGAAAGCAGCAUGCUGUAGGCGUGCAUUAUGUUGCCUUCUAAGAUAACUACUUUUUGCCAAAUGUGAAUACAGAAUUUUCAUAUAAAAAAAUCAUAAAAAUCCAU
Messenger RNA from Cyprinus carpio (common carp), 2939 nucleotides. Its product is annotated as rhomboid-related protein 1-like. NCBI's taxonomy places the organism in Eukaryota, Metazoa, Chordata, Actinopteri, Cypriniformes, Cyprinidae. Gene Ontology annotation, molecular function: serine-type endopeptidase activity. Gene Ontology annotation, cellular component: membrane. The record is from RefSeq and is a predicted model, not a curated record.